Messenger RNA from Vanrija pseudolonga, 1694 nucleotides. RefSeq names its product putative transporter. The record is from RefSeq and is a predicted model, not a curated record. Bases 1 to 1491 code for a protein of 496 amino acids. Gene Ontology annotation, cellular component: plasma membrane. The transcript has 8 exons. Gene Ontology annotation, molecular function: dipeptide transmembrane transporter activity; allantoate transmembrane transporter activity. Gene Ontology annotation, biological process: dipeptide transport; tripeptide transport; transmembrane transport. NCBI's taxonomy places the organism in Eukaryota, Fungi, Basidiomycota, Tremellomycetes, Trichosporonales, Trichosporonaceae.
AUGAGCACCCUGCACGACACCAAGCCCACCACCACCGCGCCGGAGACGUACGAUGCCGAGAAGAGCAGCCUGGCAGACGUGACCACCAUCCCCGUGCCUGAGGACAUCUCGCCCGAGGACGACGCGCGCCUGCGCCGCCGGAUCGACUGGCACCUCCUGCCCCUCUUCUGCGUCAUCUACUGUCUGCAGUACGUGGACAAGGUCGCCAUGUCGUACGCUGCCAUCAUGGGCUUCCGUGAGGCCAACCAUCUCUCGCUGGCGCAGUACUCGUGGCUCGGGAGCAUCUUCUACAUCGGCUACGUCGUGGGCGAGUACCCCAUGUGCCUGUUGAUGCAGAAGCUCCCGCUGUCCAAGCUCUCAGCGGUCAACAUUGUGCUCUGGGGCGGCGUGCUGUGCCUCAUGGCCGCGGUGCCGGGCUUCCACGGCCUGAUGGUCGUGCGGUUCCUGCUGGGGUUCUUCGAGAGCGCCAUCACGCCCGGCCUCGCCCUGUUCACGGGCCAGUGGUACCGCCUCCGCGAGCAGGGCACGCGCACAGGGCUGUGGUACUCGAUGCUCGGGUUCGGCUACAUCCUCGGCGGGGCCAGCAGCUACGGGCUCGCCAAGGCCAACCUGCGCGGCGAUCUCUCCAUCCCCGGCUGGAAGGUCGUGUAUGUCAUGUUCGGGCUGGCAACCAGCGUUGUCGGCAUCCUCAUGUGGUUCUUGAUCCCGGACACCAUCGACACGGCGUGGUUCCUCACCCCCGCGGAUCGGGAGCUCGCCAAGCGACGCACAAGGGAGAACCAGCAGCCCACGAGCACCAAGUGGUCGUGGCCCCAGUUCCGCGAGGCGAUGGCGGACCCGCUCACAUGGCUGUACUGCAUCGUGUGCCUGCUUUGCUCGAUCCCCAACGGCAUCACGACCAACUUCUUCACCAUCAUCAUCAAGGACUUUGGGUUCGACUCGCUCCAGACGCUGCUGCUCGGCAUGGUCGGCUCGUGGGUGGUUGUCAACUAUUGCUUCUGGCUGUGGUUCGGCGACCGGGUCGGGAACCGCUGCCUGUCCGCCAUGCCGCCGUGCUGUGUCUCCAUCAUCGGCUUCGCAAUCAUGUACGCCACGCCAGAGCACAAGCGCAUGGUCCGCCUUGCGGGUUACUACAUCUGCGUGCCGUGGUUCGUGACCGUCCCCAUUGCGCUCUCGCUCAUCACGUCCAACGUGGCUGGUAAGACGAAGAAGACGACGGUGAAUGCGCUGUUCUUCAUUUCGUACUGCAUCGGUAACCUCGUCGGCCCGCAGGCUUACCAACAGCGCGAUGCCCCGCGUUUCAUGCCGCUGUACCUCACCUGCAUCCUCAGCGUCGGGCUGUCCAUCGUCACCAUGGUCGCCAUCUACGUCGUGUACCGGGUGGAGAAUGCCAAGCGGGACCGCAUCGAGUCGGCGGCCGGCCCACGCCAGUUCAACCCCGAGGACGACUUGACGGACCGCAUGAACCCGCACUUCCGCUACACGUACUAGCGAUUCGAUGCUGUCAGACGUGGAGGUGCAUGGCGAGGUUGAAGACACGUUGCUCGGCGUGAAAUGGCAAGUCGUUGCUGAGGGUCGGCGCUCGACAACGGCUCGCCGCCGGCAUCGUCGUCGUUCGGAGAACGACCCCUCAAGCCAUGGCCGUAGUCCCGAGUGGGGAGAAGUUGUAUCAGAGUGCCCAUGCAGAUGGGGAC